Molecule: messenger RNA, 1920 nt
Organism: Symphalangus syndactylus (siamang)
Lineage: Eukaryota; Metazoa; Chordata; Mammalia; Primates; Hylobatidae
Gene: IGFL2
Product: IGF like family member 2
Molecular function (GO): signaling receptor binding
Source: RefSeq, a predicted model, not a curated record
ACAUUGCGCAGGCGAUGGGUGAGGCGGCCUUGGCCGCCAUGUUUCCGUCGCAGUAACCGCGUUGGUGUCAGUAGCCGUUGCCAGUUUCGGGAGUUCUGGAGAAUUGGGAUGCUGCAGAGUUCAUGGCUGGGGCUGCUCCUUGCGUGGGACAAGAUUCCUCUGCAAUGAUUUGUUUUGGCUGCCCAGGAGGUGUGUCAAGUCGCUGCCGCUCCCCUCGUGGGCGUCAGGCCUCAGAGUUCCCCUACCACCGUGCACCUGGUUUUGCAGCCUAGGCGGGUCACUUUAAUGCAACCUCCUUGCGGAUUGGAGCCUGUUUGCACCCCUAUAGCACGAAUGAGACCCAAGUCACACAGGGGCUCAGAUGUUCUCCGCCCCUGGCUAUGAUCCCCAAGCCAGCCACCCGAGUUUCCAGGCCGCAGGUGCUUUGAAAACACUGUAUGUCGGUGAAUGGCAGAUACUCAUCUGCUUUAGCUACAUCAUGCUCUGCACCACUCCUGCCAGCUCGGUUGCAGUCUGAAUUUGAGUCAGAAACUUUUCAUGGUGGAUGAGGGUUGUAAAUAUCCAAAGCGACUCCAGAUGAAAUUGCCCUCAUCAAAGGAAGCUCAGAUGACAGAUUUCUGCAUAGAAGCCAAAAGCCUUCCCUCAAGAAAAGAGUCAGUUUCUAGUAUUUGCAAACUCAGAACAGUGUCAAUUUUAGAUCACUACAAUGCUGCCCAUCAAGGAAGAACCCUAUUGCUCCCUGGCGUCUCUCCUUGAACCCUAAACACAGUAGAUUCAGAAACUAAGUCAGCAAAUGGAGGAAGAUUCUUAACCGUGAUAGGUUGGAAAACGUGCGUCAGAGGGCCACAUCCCUUCCUCGAGUUCAGGCUACCACCUGACUGCAGGUCAGAGCUGGAAGAGACAGUGAAAAUCCAAUACCUAGCCAAUACAGAAAAUUAAUGUAUGGGAGGAGGCCAGCUACUCUUGACAUGGAAAGUUCAGAUUAUUUUCAAGCUUCAAGAAGGGAACCAGCGACAGGGAUAAAUGAAUGAGUAGAGCCACUUACCGGCAAAAAGUGUUGGAAUUUUUUCUACACCACUCCAGCUCCUCAUUGCAGGGCUGCUGUAGAGAACUGAUGUCCCCAGUUCUGCCCAUCUCAGAGGAACUGCUUCCGGGCACCUCCCUAAACGUAAAUAUUGGACUGUGGUUGUGCCAGUUGACACUCAGGAGUGGAGACCAGAUCUACAAUCUCUUGGGACUGUGAUGAGGGGAUCAUCCUGCCCUCAAACCAGACCCAGCCCUGUAGCCCGGGCACUGUUGCCUGGAGUUCCUGGGCUCUCAGCACCAGGAAAUCAUGAGGUUCAAUGUCUCAGGCAUGAGGACCGACUACCCCAGAAGUGUGCUGGCUCCUGCUUGUGUGUUAGUCUUUCUCCUCCUCUCGUGUCCAAGGGAAGUCAUUGCUCCCGCUGGCUCAGAGCCAUGGCUGUGCCAGCCGGCACCCAGGUGUGGAGACAAGAUCUACAACCCUUUGGAGCAGUGCUGUUACGAUGAUGCCAUCGUGUCCCUGAGCCAGACCUGCCAAUGUGGUCCCCACUGCCCCUUCUGGCCCUGCUUUGAGCUCUGCUGUCCUGAGUCCUUUGGCCUCACAAACCAUUUUGUUGUGAAGCAGAAGGUUCAGGGUGUGAAUUCCCAGUGCGACUCAUCUCCCAUCUCCCGUAAAUGUGAAAGCAGAUCUUUUCCCUGAGAAGACAUAGAAAGAAAAUCAACUUUCACUAAGGCAUCUCAGAAACACAGGCUGGGGUAAUAUGUGUAACAGUAAAGAAGCCUGAGGAAUUUACAAAAUGGUGCAACUCCAAGCCAUUGUAUGGCCCAUGUGGGAGGCUGAUGGGACAUGGAGAAUGACAGUAGAUUAUCAGAAAAUAAAGUAGUUUUUCCAGUGUA